AUGAAAUACUCAUUAGUUGAACUAAGUGGCUUACCAGAUGAAAUUCUGUUGAUGAUUUUGAAAAUUUUACCCAAGCAUGAAGCAAUCUAUAAAUGUACAAGUCUCAAUAAACGAUUCAAUAGAAUUUUACAUGAUUCAACUUUUACAAAUCGUUUAGCAUUAUUGACAUAUAGAUGGAACCUUUUUAUGAAUUCAUUACCUGACUCUAUGCUUGACCAAUUUUGUCAACAAAUUUUACCCAAAAUUCAUCAUAAAAUCCAAUGGCUUAAACUUGAAUCAUCAUAUAUGAAACGUAUACUUCUCGCUAUCAAUACUAUUCCAACUUAUAUGAACUUAGUUUAUAUAAUCUUAACUUAA
Molecule: messenger RNA, 357 nt
Organism: Rotaria socialis
Lineage: Eukaryota; Metazoa; Rotifera; Eurotatoria; Philodinida; Philodinidae
Source: the annotation of a GenBank genome assembly